AUGACACCUGUUGUUCUGUGCAAAGGUCACUUUGUCAGGAAGGUUAUUGUGGCUGCAGCAAACAGAGCAUGUAAGGACUAGAGGAGGAAAUAAAUAUUUUAAUGAUAAGGAGGGGAAACCCUGGAAUAAAUGUUUUCUCUGGAAGGAGUCUUGCUAGACUGGGCGUUCCACCACUGAUGUCACAUGUGCCUGAUAAUCCAUAAUAAAGCAGCUCUCUGUUCCUUGGUUUGCACACAUACAGCACAGAUACCCACGGCUGUAACAUGUCUGAAGCACAUGCAAGUGGUGCCCGGCAUCCAGUGGAAGCCACAGCUAUUGGGAUUCUACAGCAUGGACGUCUCAAGCAAAAUAUGUUCUCCAUCCUGUGGUCCGACCACAAUGAGAUCUUGAUUUACCGGUCAUUUGAAGAUUUCAAGAAGCUGAAUAGAGAACUAAAAAAGAAGUUCCCCCUUGAAGCUGGAUUGUUCCGGAAGUCUGAUAGUGCUCUCCCAAAACUAAAAGAUGUCCCAAUUUUCAGAAAAAACAGGAGUACGAAUCGUUUCAUCGAGAGACUUCGGCUCCUGGAGAAAUAUUCCCAGGAACUGCUGAGAACGGAUGGGAAAAUCUCAGAAUGUGACUUGGUCAUGACAUUUUUUACUCCUACGAAUAACGAUCUGAAUCCAAACUUUCCAGAAAACAGCUUGGUGAUCAUGACCUCCGAUGCCAAGGAUCAGAAAGAACAACAGAAGCAGUUGCCUGCAGCUCCAACCAUACACCCCAUUGUAUUCCAGCAGUACACGUGCAUGGAAGACUAUGAGACCAAAGACACCAAGAAUCGAUCAUUCAAAGUCAAGCGCCAUGAGCUUGUGGGUGUCUUAAUCAAGGAGAACUCAGGUUGGUGGCUGGUGGAGAAUGAGGAGAAACGUUUGGCUUGGUUUCCAGCUCCAUACCUCAAAGAUGUUGAUAACAGUGAGGGCACAGACUCAGGAACAUAUUCAGAAGAUGAAGGAACCCUUUAUUAUGCAGCUAGAGCUUACGAAGCUAUGGACUCUGAUGAAGUUUCCAUUACUGUCGGUGUCCUUGUGGAGGUCAUAGAGAAGUCAAACAAUGGUUGGUGGCUGAUCAGGUAUAAUGGAAAAGCAGGUUACGUCCCAUCCAUGUAUCUCAAGCCAUAUCGUACUUAUCAGCAGCUACAAAUCAUGACCAGCCAAGGGAAAUUCACAUCUACCCCAAACUUGUUCAAGGCAGCCAGCAAUUUGUUCUUGAACAGGGUGACAGAGAGCAGUAAUCUGCCAGAGUCAUCAGGUACAGGCAGAAAUGCCAACCCAACAUCAAGAAUCCCACUAAUGUUGGACAGAAGGAAAUCUCGGUCUCUCUAUGGGCUUCCAUCAAGCAUGCAGAGAACAUCUCCAUCUCUUGCCAGUGGAUUAGGGAGUGAAUCAAAGGGUCUCGGAGGGGGAAGCACCCAAACUCUUAACACAGACGGGAAGGACAAAUCAAAGCAGAACACAAUAGAGCUGGAUUUCAAGCAGCUGCCAACCCAGCAGCAACAAAUCACAUCAGAACCACCCACUACCAGUUAUACCAGUUAUACCAGUUAUACCAGUUAUACCAGUUAUAUACCACAUACCCCAUUAAUGCCCCAGCGUCCAAAGCCUCAUGAGAUACUCCACAGAUGCACCACUGUGACAAAACAAGCUCUUCAAAAAAACAGUGAACCCACAUAUAACUCUGUUGUAGCCAAAUAGAUCAGCUAAGACCCAUCUCUCCUAAUCUUAACAUACAACAUAUGGUCAAAAGUAUGUGGACACCUGCCAGUCCAAUAUCUUAUUCCAAAACCAAGGGUAUUAAUAUGAAGCUAUCCCUGCCUUUAUUGCUAUAAACUUUAUAAGCCUCUACUCUUCUGGGAAGUCUUUCUUCUAGAUGUUGGAACAUUACUGGUGGGAUUUGCUUCCAUUCAUACAUGUGGGGCUGGGCACUAAUGUUGGGGGUCAUGGCUAGCUCAUAGUUAGGGUAUGAUGUAGAGGCACCAGUGUCGUUAAUAAUGGGUGUGGCUUAAAUAGCUAAUUCCAAUAACUAGAAGGGGUGUCCUCAUAAUUUUGUUCACCCAGCAGCAACUCCAUUAUUUAUAGAACAGGUCUCCUGGGCUGGAGAAACCCUUAUACUUGGAACACUUCAGUUACAGUUUUAUUAUUGUAUUUAAAGAAUCAUGUCAAAAAACUUUUAACUAAAAAUAAAACUUAGGUAUGAA
This is a messenger RNA of Xenopus laevis (African clawed frog), 2230 nucleotides long. It is a transcript of the gene noxo1.S, whose product is annotated as NADPH oxidase organizer 1 S homeolog. The record is from RefSeq and is a predicted model, not a curated record. NCBI's taxonomy places the organism in Eukaryota, Metazoa, Chordata, Amphibia, Anura, Pipidae. Bases 264 to 1727 code for a protein of 487 amino acids. The transcript is spliced from 8 exons.